Symbiodinium sp. CCMP2592 is the source of this 1734-nucleotide messenger RNA. The record is from the annotation of a GenBank genome assembly. NCBI's taxonomy places the organism in Eukaryota, Dinophyceae, Suessiales, Symbiodiniaceae.
GAGCCAGUGGCGACUCUUAUCAACCUCACGAAGCUGGUGAUGUUCGACUUCCAUUUCAUCCGCACUUCUUGCUUCUUCGGCACCGACAAUCCCGUACUCUAUUUUGUCGGCCGAUUGCUUACAUGCCCGGUGGCUUGUGCUCUGCUACUGUGUGCUUGGGUCCUGCAGAAGAUGCUCGGACGUCACAAGCCAUUCAACACGGUGUUGAAUCAGUGUGGAGUGAUGAUCUUUGCCUUCUUCCUGUCCAUCACCCGCGCGACCCUGAUUCCAUUUCAGUGUGUCGAGAACCCAAAUGGAACUAGCUCAAUGAUGCUGCACCCGGGCAUCAUUUGCUACCAAUCGGAGGAGCAUGCCCUCUUUGCUGCACUUUCUGUGGUAGGAGUUGUGACUCAGCCCUUGGCUAUCCUGGUGUUGGCCACCUACGUCAUCUUCACGUAUCCAUCGCGUGUAGCCGGUGGCAAGGGGCUUCGCUUCUCCACGCGAUACCGUUUCCUUCUUCACAGGUUCAAGCCUUCGUCCUACUACUACGGCUUGGUCCUCCUCUACCGCAAUGCUAUCAUCGCUCUUCUGCCUACGGUUCUGGUCGGCGUGCCGGAAGUUCAAGUACCGUUAAUGGGCAUCAUGUUGCUGGCUGUCCAGAACCUGUCCUUGCAAACUGCGCCAUGGCGAACACAAAUGGCCAAUCGCGUCGACAUGCUGUUGACGGACCUUCUUCUCGUCACUCUGCUCAGUGCCGGUCCUCUGCUGCUACUGGACGAGGCUUCGUCCACGGCCGUGCUCGGUUGGCUUCUUUGUGUGCCCAUCCUGUCGAUCUUGCUUGUGGUUCUUCUUGGCUUCCUGAGACUCGCGGUGAAGGCCAUCAGGCAGAAGAGGGAGAAGCUCUACGACAUCUUCCUAUGUCACCACAAGGCAGGGGGUGGGAGCUUGAGCCGCUUGAUGAAGCUCGUGAUUCUGCAGCACUCUUCCGCCCGGGUGUUCUUGGACAGCGACCAGCUUCAGAACCUCGACUUGUUGUUUGACAUCAUCCGGACAUCGACAAAGAACGUGGUCGUGGUGCUCACCGGAGAGCUGCUGUCUAGAAGCUGGUGUGCGGGAGAGAUCGUAACCGCCUGGAAGAAUGACAUUCACACGGUGCCCUUGCUCUGCGAAGGUUUCGAAAGGCUGUCUGACGAGGCACAGAAGCAGAUCCCUUCACUUUGGACGCCUCACCAAGUUGCACAAUUGGCAAGCUACGGGAUCCAGCUUGAUGAUGUGAACUUGGCUUAUUCAUGGCUGCAGCAUGAGCUAACUCCUCUCCAAAUGGCCCGCUUUGGUCCAGUUUGUGGCAGGGAAAAGGUGGUCGUGGAGCUUAUGAACGUCUGUGGAUUGUCGUCUCGUCGAACGACGAGCAAGACGGCCGGACAUGUCUCACGACCCCGGAUUCUCAUUUUGAGCUCCUAUAUGGAGGCAGAGUAUUUGUCCGCUUGCGAGGUCUUUCAAAUUCUUCUACAAGCACACCUCCAUGUCGAGUGCGAGGUUGUGCACGAUUUUCAGCAGAUUGCCACAUGCAAGCCUUUUGCCUACUACCUCAUUGCCUUGCUUUUCCGUGGCAUCCUCCGGGACGAAGAUUUCAUCAAGCUUCUCCUGUAUGCUACUCAGACUUGUACCUCGUCAAAACGGGCCUUGGAAUUGGUGCCAGUGGUUGCCGACUCCAACUUCGAAGUUCCAAACGUCGACGGGUAUUGGGCUCUCUAG